AUUUGUUUAAUGUUAGUCAACAAUUCUACUGAUCCAUAAGGAUUGCUUAGAAUUUUUUCUUUUUUCUUUUUGCUCCAGACUCAAUUUCAUGAAUACAAAAUCUGAAUUCAUGAGUAACUAGUCAUGGAGACCUUAGGAGAAGUUAAUGAGAAAACCAUUGAAUAUACAGAAGGAUUCGUUGAUGAAAGAAAGUGGUAUGAGAAAAGGAUUGAAGAGCUUAUGUGUGCUGUAGAAGAGAUGAAGUUUAAAAGAGUGGAGGACAUGAAAGCCAAUGAAAGGGUACUUGCCAUCUUUGCUUCAAAGGAGGAAGCAUGGAAAAAGGAAAGGAGGCAGCUGAUGCAGGAGCUUGAUGCAUUAAGAGAAAUUGAAAAAUCUAGCAAUAUUAGAGAGAUUGAGAAUUUUAACUAUGGUAGUUGCAGUGAUGAAAACAACAGCAGAAAGGAAAACAGUCAAGCAGGUUGCAGUACUCAAACAGGGUGCAAUAAUCCUUCCAUUGAUGAACUGAUGCAGAAACUUGGUAAGGAAGCAGAAGAGAGAAAGCUGGCAUAUAAGAGAUUUGUAUCUGUGGUAUCAGAGAUGAAGGCACAGAAGAAGAAGUCGGAAGACAAACUGAGAAAUGCAAUUUUUGAGAUGGGUGCCUCCAAGAGAGAAGCUGCAGUGAAAGCCAAGGAGAAGAAACAUGUAGAUGCUGCUUUGAGAAAGGUCACAGAUGAGAUACUGAGGCUUCAAAAGGAGGUGGAUGAUAAGGAUAGUAUUAUCAAACAGUUGUGUCACAGAAAGGAGACUGUUAUAGGGGUUACAGAGAUCUUGGAGGCAGAGCUUAGAGCCAAGGAAUUGGAGCUAUCUAAUGCUAAAAAUAUGCUCAAGGAGUAUGCUGAUGUGGAAAGGAAUAGGGAGAGAGAGGUGGACAAAUGGAAGAGGCUUUAUUUGGGGAUUAAGCGUGAGCUAGAUAAUCUUCACAUAGGUACCAGGCAAUCAAGUGGGCUGCUAGAAAAUGGGCAUAGUUCAGCUGGAAGAACAAUAUAAAUGGCAAGAGGCAAUGGAACCUUGCCAAAGGUCCAGUAGUUUUACCUCUGUGUACCCAACAAAAGGUUUUACCACCACCUCAAACUUUAAAACCAGAAUCUUGUAUGCUAGAGCAGGCAAAGUUUUUCUUUUCUUGUUAAAAGCACCAAAUACACUGGGGUCAACUAUGUCCUCCCGUCCCCAUUAGUUAUCAUAUGACCAGAGGAAGCUGGUCAUGUGUACCUCUAAUUUAGCUUUAGGUUUUAGUUUAUAUGAAAAUACAACCAUUGCCCAUAAGUAGAUCCUCAUCUGAUAAUGUGCAAAGGAGUAGAGCUGUAUGUGGCCUUAAAUACAAAGCCAAUUAACACUAGUGUUUGUUUCCCUUCAUAGGGCUAAUGCUGUUAAGAACUGUAUUGCUCUCAUUGUAUUUUAUGGGCAUGACUGGAAUAAAUUGUUUGGGCCUUUGCUAACUGAAACCAGGUUACCAGGAUAGCUAGGUGUUAAAACUCAAUUCAUGUUAACAUUUCACUGUUCAUAAGACAACAUUUGCUGAAUGUUUUGUGAAUGGGGUAGCCUGAUUAAGGAAACUCCAUGAUUAGGGGUGCCUCAGUCAGAUUUGUACUGAGAUGGGUGACUAAAAGAUCGGUCAUAGAGAUUAACAAUUUUAUGUUAUUAAUAUAACUUAUUCCUGGUAAGAGGAUAUUUCAUAUGUAUUCAUUCCCACAAGUAUGGAACAAAAAUAUGCAUCUGGAGCUUAAAUGGCAAAUAAUUCAAUACUAUUGUGGUAUAUAUGAAUCAAAAGUAUAUGGCUAAUGGCUAUUACUUUCAACUGAACAUGUAAACAGGAAUCUGAAGUUGUAAUUAAAAUAACUUCUAAUCUCAGGGGAUUCUCUUCCAUCUGUUCUGAACCACAGAAUAAAGAUUUUUUAUUGUUUUUAUUUGGAACCAACUAUGCCAAUUCUGGUC
Messenger RNA from Cryptomeria japonica (Japanese cedar), 1971 nucleotides. RefSeq lists its product as uncharacterized. Bases 124 to 1026 code for a protein of 300 amino acids. NCBI's taxonomy places the organism in Eukaryota, Viridiplantae, Streptophyta, Pinopsida, Cupressales, Cupressaceae. The transcript has 2 exons. The record is from RefSeq and is a predicted model, not a curated record.